Molecule: messenger RNA, 2189 nt
Organism: Pungitius pungitius (ninespine stickleback)
Lineage: Eukaryota; Metazoa; Chordata; Actinopteri; Perciformes; Gasterosteidae
Gene: znf740b
Product: zinc finger protein 740b
Exons: 7
Coding region: 304-1104 (266 amino acids)
Biological process (GO): regulation of transcription by RNA polymerase II
Cellular component (GO): nucleus
Molecular function (GO): DNA-binding transcription factor activity, RNA polymerase II-specific; RNA polymerase II cis-regulatory region sequence-specific DNA binding
Source: RefSeq, a predicted model, not a curated record
UCCAUGGUUUCGCUCCCUCACAGCUAUGGCCGCAAAUGUGUGUCGUAGGGCUUCGGUCACGUGACAGGGCCUCUGCCCAAUCCCCGCUCGCUCCGGGGAGCACUUCCGGUGGCGUUUCCUGUCAGUGUUUGUAAACUGAGGAAAAAUUGGAAGUGCGACAAAAAAUAAUAAUCCACAAAACUCCAAAGAUCCAAAGGCUUUGGCCCCAGAUGAUUUGGGUGGGUGUGGUCUCUUCUGUUACCCCUCAUCCUAAGUGAAGCCCCCUUCUGUUCCCACAAACACACACGCAUUCAAACCACGACGAUGACACACCAUUCUAACAACUCUGUUCGAGACCAUAUGAAAUGGGCUGGGUUGCUGGGCUGCGAGGCGGUGCUGUCCAGCAUGGCCCUGAUGCAAGCCAACAACAUCCCAGGCCAGAAGAGGAUGAUGUCACAGUUGGGUCAAGGGCACAGGUCCAGUCCUGAUAGCCACCAAAGCCACUCGCAGCACAGCCACAACCACCAUGGACACCAGGUGCACCAUGGUCAAGCCCACCACAGCAACAUGGGUCAUCCUUCAGCCGGGAGCUGUCCACCCCUGCUGAUACGAAAAGACGGCGAUUAUCACUCCUCAAGAAUGAUGGAUGGGAAGGACAUGCAAGCAAACCAGAAUAUGCAACCCAAGAAGAAGCACAAGAAAUCAUCCAGCAAAGUGAAAGUGGAGCAUUUAAUUCCACAAAUCGACAUGAGCGAUGACAGUUCUUUGAAAGUCCAAAAGAACUUCAUCUGUGACCACUGCUAUGGAGCUUUCCGGAGCAGUUACCACCUCAAGCGACACAUUCUUACUCAUACAGGAGAGAAGCCAUUUGCUUGUGAUGCGUGCGACAUGCGUUUCAUUCAGCGCUACCACCUGGACAGACACAAGAGGGUGCACAGCGGAGAGAAGCCGUACCAGUGCGACCGCUGCCAUCAGAACUUCUCGCGGACGGACCGGCUGCUGAGACACCGGCGCCUAUGUACGGUGGGGGGGAGCAAAGACGACAGCCAGUUCUCCCAGGAUGCAUCCGCCCACCCCGCUUCCUGGAGCCCGCUACAGCCUUCCAACAACCGCCUGACUGUCUGACCCUGCGCUCCCCACAGAGACCCUACGGACGAGAAAACAGCAGCCUGCAGCUCAGUAAUGUCACCCGUUAGAGCUCAACAGUACUGUCAGCUGAAAACAGCGUUGCUUAAUCACAACCAAACUUUAUUUUGCUCUCGCCAGCUCGUCACCAGAGCUCGAUAAUGGAUUUUUAUAUUUUUUUAAUCUACUGUAACAUUUACGAACCCAGAAAAAAAAAGGGGAAGGACUAAUUCAUGAUUUUGGACAACAGGUCUUGGUACUUUGGCAAUAACUGAAUUAAAAAUGCACACGUCUCCUUUUAGCUGAAAGGUUGCAGGUAUUUUUUUUUUUGGUAUUGCUUCGGAGGGAAAUAUUUUUGACUGUUGGCUGUCAAUCCUGUUGACCCGCAAACAACCGCAGUGCUGACCUCUACUCCGUGAAGGACGCGCAUACAGAGCUGUGUAGCUUCUCGGCAUUCGAGUUCUUCUCAUUUUGUGCUACUAAUUCUGUACCAGCUAAUACUAAUAAGAGAAAGGUCCUAUUCAAUACUAAAGGUGUGUGUGUAAUCACAUCUGAAAUUAAAUUUAAUGUAAUUUUUUACAACAGAAAAUUUAAAGAUGAAUCCUGCUUAUUAUAGGGUAAAAUGCAAGUGGUGUUUCAUUUUUGCUUCAUGUAGAAGAUCACUUUUUUAAGAAAUGGAUUUCAAAUGAUUUGUUAAAUGCUUUUUGGAGGCUGUAAAAACUGGAUCACAGAUGCAACCCUGUUGUUGAUGUGUACAAACACACUAAAGUUAACUAGAUGCUCCUGAAAUGUAAAAUGUUCAACCACUGUUGGCAUUAGUUAUGUUGUGUAGCGGCUGUUGGCUUUCAUCCUCACUGUUCUACCUUGUUUUAAAGGGGUUUGUCCUGACUGUCUACGUGUUACUCUGUUCAAAUGCAGGUUUUGUAGGGGGAUUUGUUUUUUGAUGUCCUUGGAAAAAAAAGUUACCGAGCUUCUUUAUUCUUUUUUUUAAUGACUGGAUGUAGAAACCGACUGUGUUGAAGAAAUUAGAAAUGACGGUGCCUCUGUAACAGCCCUUUCAAUAUAAAUGAAAUGUGUUCACUGUC